Molecule: messenger RNA, 2504 nt
Organism: Sorex araneus (European shrew)
Lineage: Eukaryota; Metazoa; Chordata; Mammalia; Eulipotyphla; Soricidae
Gene: GAS2L1
Product: growth arrest specific 2 like 1
Exons: 6
Coding region: 184-2223 (679 amino acids)
Biological process (GO): regulation of microtubule polymerization or depolymerization; microtubule bundle formation; protein localization to microtubule plus-end
Cellular component (GO): stress fiber; cytoplasm; actin filament
Molecular function (GO): cytoskeletal adaptor activity; actin filament binding; microtubule binding
Source: RefSeq, a predicted model, not a curated record
CCCCUUCGGGCGGGAUCCGAAUUCCAGGGAGGCGGAGACGCGGCGCCGAGGCCGCGGCUGCGGGUCCGGGAUCUGCGGGGCGCGGGCGGCGCCUCCCUGCGGCGCCCCGGCCCGGCUCCGGCUCCCGCCGCGGCGAUGCUGCCCGAGGCCGCGGGAUGAGCCAGUGACUCCACUGGCCCUGGCAUGGCGGACCCAGUGGCGGGCAUCGCGGGCUCGGCGGCCAAGAGCGUGCGACCCUUCCGCUCCAGCGAGGCCUACGUGGAGGCCAUGAAGGAGGACCUGGCCGAGUGGCUCAACGCCUUGUACAGCCUGGGGCUGCCCAGCGGCGGCGAGGGCUUCCUGACGGGGCUGGCCACGGGCACCACCCUGUGCCAGCAUGCCAACGCCGUCACUGAAGCUGCCCGCGCGCUGGCCGCGGCCCGCCCGGCCCGGGGGGUGGCCUUCCAGGCCCACGGUGUGGUGCCCGGCUCCUUCAUGGCCCGCGACAACGUGGCGACCUUCAUCGGCUGGUGCCGCGGGGAGCUGGGGGUGCCCGAGGUGCUCAUGUUCGAGACCGAGGACCUGGUCCUGCGCAAGAAUGAGAAGAGCGUGGUGCUGUGCCUGCUGGAGGUGGCGCGGCGCGGGGCCCGCCUGGGCCUGCUGGCCCCCCGCCUCGUGCAGUUCGAGCAGGAGAUCGAGCGAGAGCUGCGGGCCACGCCGCCCGCCCCCCAGGCCCCCACUGCCGCCGCCGGGGAGGACCUGGCCGAAACUGCCGUAGCCCCGGGGGCUCCCGCCCGCGGGCCCCGAAUGACGCCCAGUGACCUGCGUAACCUCGAUGAGCUGGUCAGGGAGAUCUUGGGCCGCUGCACCUGCCCGGACCAGUUUCCCAUGAUCAAGGUCUCGGAGGGGAAGUACCGCGUGGGAGACUCCAGUUUGCUCAUCUUCGUGCGGGUACUUCGGAGCCACGUGAUGGUCCGAGUCGGUGGUGGCUGGGACACGCUGGAACACUACCUGGACAAGCACGACCCCUGCCGCUGCUCCUCCUCAGCCCACCGCCCUUCCAGAGCCAGCACCUUCUCCCCGCAGAGGGUGUCACCCGCCCACAGCCCCCGGGCUGCCAGCCCCGUCCCUGGGAGUGAACGGCGGGGCUCCCGGCCAGAGGUGGCACCCGCCAGCGCCCGCAGCUCCAAGGAGGGGCCCGAGACCCCACUCAGGCCUCGGGACCAGCUGCCGCCCCCCCAUCCCCGUUCCCGCCGCUACUCUGGGGACAGCGACUCCUCGGCCUCCUCCGCCCAGAGUGGGUCCCUCGGCACCCGCAGUGACGACCUGGUCAUGGGCCCCCCGAGGGAGCGGCCUGGCCGGCGGCUGACCACAAGCACCCCUGCCUCCCCAAGACGGCCCCCCGCCCCUCGCAGCCAGUCUCGAGACCGGCUGGAGCAGGGCCGCCCCCGGGGGGUGCCGGGCGGCAGGGGGGCCCGGCCGCCAGCCCCCAGCCCUGCCCGGCGGGCGCGGAGCCAGAGCCGGGACGAGCAGGCUGUGCUGCUGGUGCGGAGAGACCGAGACGGGCAGCACUCCUAUGUGCUGGGGAGCAGGGGGGGCUCUGGGAGGAGCAGCCCCCAGACCCCCCGUGCCCGAAGCCCCGCAGCCCCCCGGCCUCCCAGGUCUGGCCCCAGCCCGGAGCUGGGCCCUACCCCGGCCAGCGUCUUCCGCACGCCGCUGCAGCUCGACCCCCAGGAGGAGCAGCAGCUGUUCCAGCGCCUGGAAGAGGAGUUCCUGGCUAACGCCCGGGCCCUGGAGGCCGAAGCUGGCAGGACCCCCACUGGACCAGCCCCUGAACCCGCGCGGGCCCCAGAACACCCAGCUCCCGACUCAGCUUACUGCUCCUCCAGCUCCUCCUCCUCCUCCCUCAGCGUCCUGGUUGGCAAGUGUGGCCAACCUGGGGACUCUGGUCGCAUGGCCAAUGGACUCCCUGGGGCUCGCGGCCCAGCCCUGUCCAGUUCUUCUGACGAAGGCAGCCCCAGCCCAGGUGUGGCGGGCCGGCCAGAUGCACCUGGGAGCCUCCCGGCCUGCCCGGAAACCCCGAGGACCUGGGCACGAGGCCGGAUGGACACACAGCCAGACCGGAAACCCUCACGCAUUCCCACACCUCGGGGUCCCCGGCGUCCAUCUGGACCCUUGGAACCAGGGGCCUGGCACGCCCUGCACUCAGUUACCCCAAGGGCCGAGCCAGAUUCCUGGAUGUGAUGGACCUGCCACCAGACACCCCCCCCCAUUUCAUCAACCUUUUCGUUUGUGGCCUUAACCCCUCUGCAUCAGGGAACCGACCUCCCCCGCUGCCUCUUGGGGACCAGACCUCAUGGGACCACUUGCACAAUGGGACCUCUGUCGUACAUUCCGGUUGCGGGAUCAGAGUUGCUAUUUAACUAAUAUUAUUGAAUGCCUUAGAGGAGGCAGGGCCAGUUCACUGGGGACUCCUGAGGUCCUUUGGCCCUGCAGAGCCUGACAGUAAAGUUUUGUUCCAAUCA